This is a messenger RNA of Salmo salar (Atlantic salmon), 3053 nucleotides long. RefSeq names its product elongin A, like (gene eloal). Gene Ontology annotation, cellular component: elongin complex; nucleus. Gene Ontology annotation, molecular function: protein binding. NCBI's taxonomy places the organism in Eukaryota, Metazoa, Chordata, Actinopteri, Salmoniformes, Salmonidae. Gene Ontology annotation, biological process: transcription elongation by RNA polymerase II. The record is from RefSeq and is a predicted model, not a curated record.
GGUGAAUGAAUGCACGUGAGCCACCGUGAUGGACGCACAUGACGUGUCGAAGAAAGUGCUGCAGUUAAAACUUCAGCUCAAAGAAACGACGGAAUCAAAGAAGGUCCUGAAAAUCUUAAAGAAACUAAGGGAGUUGGAUAUAACCCUAGACAUUCUUGCAGAGACCGGAAUCGGCAAAGCUGUAAACUCUUUGCGCAAGCAUGGGGAUGCAGGAGAAGCCGUCAGGCUAUUGGUCAGUCACUGGAAGAAAUUGGUUCCAAAAGAAACCUUGAGCCAUACAGAGAAGGAUGAUGCUUCGCAGAGCAAGCUGUUGGUAACUGAUGCAGAGAUUCAAAACUGUUCAAAAGAGGCAUGCUCAAAAAUAGAGGACCAAAGUCAAAAUACUUCAAAAGAUGAGCGUUUAAAAAACGAUGAGGAAAACCAAGAUGGGCCUACUUCAAGAGGGGUUCAUUUGAAAACUGAUGAGGAAAACAAAGCGACUUCAGAAAAAGAACAUUUGAAAACUGAUGAGAAGGACGAAAAUUUCAAAGAUGAGCAUUUGGAAGCUGAAUACAAAAACCAAGGUACUUCCAAAGAUGAGCAUUUGAAAACUGAAGACAAAAACCAAGGUACUGCAGAGAAGGCUCAUUUACAGAAAGCAGAUGAAGGCUCAAGUGAAUUGAAAAAUGAUCAUUUUAAAAGUGAGAAGGAAAACAAGCGUACUUGGAAGAAGGACAAUUCCAAGGAUGAGUUGAAAAAACACAAGGGGACACGGGAGUGUAUAAUGGUUACAGAAAAAGAAAGUUAUUGGAGUAGAAAUUCUGAAGAUGAAAAUGUUGUGCUUGGAAGCACAUCUAAGAGCAGCCACAAGAAAGCCAAGUCGAUUUCCAGGGAAGAAUCUAAAAACAAUUCGGAUAACGGCGGGAAAUGUGGGAUAAGGAGAGACUCCAAUAGAAAAACACUGCCGUGUACAAAACCAUCCAGUGAAGAGUCUUCAAAAUCUAAACCUGAUAGAAAAGGGACAGUUAUUGACAAAUCCAAUGACCAAGACAAAGUGAGUGACUCCCUAGGUUGUAAUGGAGAGAGGCGGAAACCAAGUGAAAGAAAGCAAGUCUGCCAUGAAGACAAAAAGUCUAAACAUGAGGGAAAAUCGAAGACCAAAGAGAAAAUGGCGAUUGAGGACAAGCCGAAUGACAAUGACGUCGAGGUGCCCUCCAUGUCUUUUGAGUCUUUCUUGAGCUAUGACAUCAACACGCCUAAGAGGAAGAAAAAAUCUGACAGUGACAAACCACCUAAGAAAUUUAAGACUGUUGAAAAAGAAGUGAAGGUUGUGAAGACACCCAGCACGAAAUCCAAAAAGCAGUUACCUGCGGCGACUGCAGAUUUUUCACCGCCUAAAAAGGCUAUGAAGGGGUCUGUGAUGGACUUGCUUAAUAUUCCAUUGCCAACAUUUCUACCCGAAUAUGAUGAGCUCUCCAACUUCAACUACUACGACAGGAAAAUGGAAGACAAAUCUAAAGUCUCGGUCUCUGAGGGCCCGGUCUUCACUGGUCAAAGACUCAACCGGAAGAUGCAGGUCUAUUCUGGUGCAAAGUCCGCCUUUCUCCCAACCAUGAUGUCCUUGUAUCAGCAAUGUAUCCGUGCACUGCAGAACAACAUUGACUUGCUCUAUGAGAUCGGAGGGGUCCCAUUUGAAAUCCUUGAGCCAGUACUAGAGCGCUGUACACCUGAUCAGCUGUUUCGUAUUGAAGAGUGCAACCCGAUGUAUGUUGGAUUGACUGAUCACUUAUGGGAGAAGCACUGUCAGCGGGACUUCAGGAAUGCCCAGCUAGAGGAGUACGAGUCCUGGAGAGAGAUGCACAUGAGGCUAUCUGAGGAAAGGGAGAGGAAGCUACAAAGACUGACUAAAACCAUAGUCUCUGCCCAUUCAGGAAAACCCAAAGGCCGGCAGGUGAAAAUGGCGUUUAUUAACUCUGUUGCCAAGCCGCCUAGAAAUGUGAGAAUUCAGCAAGAGAUCCAUGGAACUGCUAGACAUCCACGAAUCCAGCAGGAGAACAAUGGAACUACUGGUGUCGUACUGCCGCCUCACCCACUGGACAGGCCCAGUGUCAAGGCCCAGGAAAAAGCCAGACCCUGCUAUGUUGAACCUCCUAGGCCUAGCACCACUGUCUCUGGGACAAGCCAAGCACAAGACUCCCGCAAAAAAACACGGGUGGCACCUAUGAUGGCAAAGUCUCUGAAGGCCUUUAAAACGAUGGGGCGUAGAUGAAGGCCCUAAGAGGAUGGAUGGACUGCUGGAAACUGUUUUGGAUAAAGGUGUAUUAAUUCCACUUCAUGUGUUUUCACUACUCUUUGUCCCAGGCCAAAUGUCCCUUUCUUGGCCUACUUUACUUUUUGGGACCAAAUUUGGAUCUGUAACUAUACACUGAGUAUACGAAACAUUAAGGACACCUGCUGUUUCCAUGAGACUGACCACUUGAAUCCAAGUGAAAGCUAUGAUACAUUAUUGAUGUCACUUGUUAAAUUCAUUUCAAUCAGUGUAGAUGAAGGGGAGGAGAUGGGCUAAAGAAGGGUUUUUAAGCCUUGAGACAUGACUUGUGUAUGUGUGGUGUUCAGAGGGUGAAUGGGCAAGAAUGGUACGACAUCCAGCAACUUGACUCCAAUGCUUCCCACAGUUGUUAACAGGCCAGCAUCCCUGUGGAAUGCUUUGGACACUUUGUAGAGUCCAUACCCUGACGAAUGAAGGCUAUUCUGAGGGGUGGGGGUGGUGUGCAACUCAAUAUUAGAAGGCGUAUUCUUAAUGUUUUGUAUACUCAGUGUAGCUAUUGGGCCGGGCCGUCUUUGUACAAAGUUUUUUUUGCCCAUGCUGCUUGUAAAACAAUCGCUGCAUUUGAAUGAUGGGUAUGUUUCAAUGUUAUUUGUUUGUUCAUAUUGUCAAACACUGAGUGAAUUGCACUAUUAAAUAUGAUGAAAACCAUGCAUUGUUUUUGGCCAUUCAUCUAUUUGUGGACAGAGUUAACUGCCAAAAUAAAGGAAACCCCAACAGUGUCUUAAUAGGGUGUUGGGCUACCACG